AUGGUUAACUCCCCCGCCGAUGCUAUUAGGAACAUCCCGCCGGUAACCCGGUUCUUCACCAUUUCGACCAUGGCAAUCUGCUUUGCCAUUUCCUUGGAACUCAUCCACCCAGUGGACUUGAGAUGUUCCACUGUAGAGAUUAAAUAUUUUUAUAACGAGCUCUGGCAUACGUACCAGAAUCCAAGAACAUCCGCAUGGCAGAUGGCCAAGGAGUGCAUCUGGGUGGUCUUUCAAUGCUACCGUUUCUUGACCUCCUUCCUAAUCCCAAGAGGAGUUCUUACUAACCGAUUGAAUGCCGUCAUGGACGUAUACUUUUUCUACACAUUUGCUAAUCAUUUGGAGUCUCACACGGGAAAAUUUAAACGUAAUUUCCCAGAUUGUCUUUGGUUUACUUUGGUCACCGGUACCAUGAUCAUGUUGAUGUCAUUUGUAUGUGAAUAUUUGGACAAUUCCCCUCUUUCUCACCAUCUGAUGAUGUUGUCAUGUGUCACAUAUCUUUGGUCUCGUUCGCUGAUGAAUUCUGUGAUCAACUUCCUUGGAAUUGUCCCAAUUAAAGCCUAUUACUUGCCACUUUUCAACUUGUUGUUCAAGCUUUUGGUUAAUGGGAAACUUGCCCUUGUGGACACCAUUAUUGGAAUCAUUGGUGCUUACUUGUAUCAAUGUAUUCAAUCUGCUACCUUGCCCGUAUAUAACAUUUUCCCCGGUGCUUAUUCUCGUAGUUUGACCCCAGUGGUAGACCACAGUGGUAGAAAAGUCGGUAUUAAUAAUAUUGGUAUAAGCUUUAGUGGAUUUGAAACUGCAAGUGCCGAUUUCAUUCCAGAGGCAAUCUUCGAUAAGGGGUACCUCAAGGCACCUAUCUGGCUCUACAAACUUCUCGAUUACCCUACGAACAACUCACAGAGAACUACAGCAUUCUCUAAAAGCUUUACCAACACUCGUUCGAAGGACAAGGUUUUGAGUCCUCCACAACAUGAGUCAGAAUCUACAGGCUCCGCUUCCGGAGUAUCAUGGUUUGGAACCGACCUUCCAAACCCAUUUCAAGGUAAAGGUCAUAGAUUAGGAGGUUAG
Messenger RNA from [Candida] anglica, 1068 nucleotides. The record is from the annotation of a GenBank genome assembly. NCBI's taxonomy places the organism in Eukaryota, Fungi, Ascomycota, Pichiomycetes, Serinales, Debaryomycetaceae.